AGCCCACAGCACAUGACGUACGCUUCGGUGCUACGUGCAUGUUGUGAGGAGCUGCAAGCCACUCUCUCACUCUGACACGUAGAAGGUUGUCUGUACGGAGAUUUGUCGGCAGCUCAAGCAGCUUCAGCCUUUUUAGUUCAUCUUUUUUUUAUGAACACAAAACGCUAGGAUGUUGUGGACAGCAAGCCAGGUCUUCAGGAAAUUUUCCACCUCCUCUUAUCACUUCCAGAAUAAGCUCCGACUCGCUAUAAUUGGCCAGAGCUUGUUUGGCAAAGAGGUGUACAGCAACCUGAGGAAAGAGGGUCACAAGGUGGUCGGGGUGUUCACUGUGCCGGACCAAAACGGCAAGGCCGAUCCGCUUGCUUUGGCGGCAGAGAAGGACGGCACACCGGUUUUCAAGUUCCCACGGUGGCGAGUGAAAGGAAAGCCCAUCCCGGAAGUGGUGGAAGCCUACAUGGCGGUGGAUGCCGAGAUCAACGUCAUGCCUUUCUGCUCCCAGUUCAUCCCCAUGAACAUCAUCGAUCAUCCCAAGCACGGCUCCAUCAUUUACCAUCCCUCCAUCCUUCCCCUGCACAGAGGAGCCUCGGCCAUCAAUUGGUCCUUGAUCCACGGCGAUAAGAAAGCCGGCUUCACGGUAUUUUGGGCCGACGAUGGGCUGGAUACCGGACCGAUCCUGCUGCAGCGGGAGUGCGCCGUUGAGCCCGACGACACCGUGGAUACGCUCUACAACCGUUUCCUCUUCCCAGAAGGCAUCAAGGCAAUGGUUGAGUCCGUGCAACUUGUCGCCGAUGGCAAGGCCCCGCGAAUCCCGCAGCCGGAGGAGGGCGCGAGCUACGAAGGCAUUCAGAAGAAAUCCAACGCCAAGAUCAAUCUGGCUCAGCCAGCUCAGGCGAUUCACAACUGGAUACGCGGCCACGACAAAAUCCCCGGCGCCUGGACUGUUAUUGAUGGCAAGUGCGUCACCCUGUAUGGUUCGUCAAUGUUGCAAGGGUCAGUACCAGCUGGCCAGCCACUCGACAUCGAAGGAGCAUCCGCUCAAAGCCUGGUGACAAAAAAUGGGCUUGUGCUACACGGGACUGAUGGAAAAGCUGUUGUUGUCAAAAAUCUGCAAUUUGAAGAUGGAAAAAUGAUACCCGCUUCAAAGUACUUUUCUACCGGCGAAACGCAAAGCGUGGAAUUAACUGACGAUGAGAAAGAGAUCGUGAAGGAGAUGAGGAAUAUCUGGAAGGGCAUUCUCAGCAACGUCGCAGCCAUUGAGGACACGACAGACUUUUUCAAGUCUGGAGCUGCUUCCAUGGAUGUAGUCAGGGUGGUGGAGGAGGUGAAGCAGCGAGCUGGUGUCCUCCUGCAGAAUGAGGACAUUUACAUGGCAACCACCUUUCAGGACUUCAUCCAGAUGUUUGUCCGCAAAUUGAGAGGUGAAGAAGAGGAGGAUGAACUGGUCAUUGAUCACGUCACCAAGGAAAUGAACAGCAUGACGGUGAAAAUGCCGCACCAGUGUUUUAUCAACGGCGCAUUUGUGGACGCCGAAAACGGCAAGACCUACGAUACCAUUAAUCCCACCGACGGAUCGGUCAUUUGUAAGGUGUCCUAUGCUUCAGUGGGGGACGUGGACCAGGCCGUGGCGGCUGCCAAGCAAGCAUUUGAUCACGGGCCCUGGGGCAGGAUGAACCCGAGAGACAGAGGAAAUCUACUUUAUAAACUGGCGGACUUGAUGGAGCAGCAUCAGGAGGAGCUGGCCACCAUCGAGUCCGUCGACUCUGGAGCCGUAUACACGCUGGCCCUCAAGACUCACGUGGGCAUGUCCAUCCAAACCUUUCGCUACUUUGCCGGAUGGUGCGACAAGAUACAGGGCAAGACAAUUCCCAUUAACCAAGCCAGGCCCAACCACAACCUCACCUUCACAAAAAAAGAACCAAUUGGCGUUUGUGCCAUUGUCAUCCCUUGGAACUACCCGCUCAUGAUGCUGGCAUGGAAAAGCGCCGCCUGCCUUGCAGCUGGUAACACGCUCGUUCUUAAACCGGCGCAGGUAACGCCAUUGACUGCAUUAAAAUUCGCUGAGUUGUCAGUCAAAGCUGGCAUUCCGAAAGGAGUCAUCAACAUCUUACCAGGCUCAGGAGGAAUGGUGGGACAGCGCUUGGCCGAUCACCCCGAUAUCCGUAAACUGGGUUUCACGGGUUCGACGCCCAUCGGCAAACAAAUCAUGAAAAGUUGCGCGCUGAGCAAUCUGAAGAAAGUUUCUCUGGAGCUGGGAGGGAAGUCUCCUCUCAUCAUCUUUAAUGAUUGCGACAUGGACAAGGCUGUUCGCAUGGGUAUGAGCUCAGUGUACUUCAACAAAGGGGAAAACUGCAUUGCUGCGGGGCGCCUUUUUGUAGAGGAGUCCAUUCAUGAUGAAUUCAUCAGCCGCGUGGUGGCGGAAAUAAAGAAGAUGAAGAUUGGAGACCCGCUGGACCGAUCCACAGAUCACGGUCCGCAGAAUCACAAGGCACACUUGGACAAACUGCUGGAGUACUGCGAGGUCGGACUAAAGGAAGGCGCCACGCUGGUGUGCGGCGGCAAACAAGUGGAGCGGCCGGGUUUCUUCAUGGAGCCCACUGUGUUCACUGACGUGGAGGACCACAUGUUCAUUGCCAAAGAGGAGUCCUUUGGGCCUGUCAUGGUCGUGUCCAAAUUUAAAGAUGGAGAUGUGGAAGGUGUGCUCCAGCGAGCCAAUGACACCGAGUACGGCUUGGCGUCGGGUGUGUUUACCCGUGACAUCAACAAGGCCAUGUAUGUCAGCGAGCACUUGGAAGCUGGAACGGUGUUCGUCAACACCUACAACAAGACGGAUGUCGCGUCACCUUUCGGAGGCUUCAAGCAGUCUGGCUUUGGCAAAGACCUCGGAGAGGACGCUCUCAUGGAAUACCUCAAGACCAAAGCGGUGACUGUGGAAUAUUGACACGCUUUUCACAGAACGUCAACGAUGACUUAAUAGGAAGGAAUUUACAGCCCCGAUGAGACAGCCAGCGCAAUUCCGAAUCACUUCUGCGGAGCUUAUCAUUCGAUCAAAACCGUGUAAUUGAAUUACAUUGGUUUUCUGUUUCAUAGUGAUGGAUUUUAACCAACUUGUAUUUGGCUCGUGCCCUUUUUUUUUAAAACUGGCAGAGCUAAAUCUUAUUUUUGUAAUCUCCAACUUGUAUUAUUUGUCUUAAUUUUAUUAUUUAAAAAAACAAACAAA
This is a messenger RNA of Hippocampus comes (tiger tail seahorse), 3217 nucleotides long. It is a transcript of the gene aldh1l2, whose product is annotated as aldehyde dehydrogenase 1 family, member L2. The record is from RefSeq and is a predicted model, not a curated record. Gene Ontology annotation, molecular function: formyltetrahydrofolate dehydrogenase activity; oxidoreductase activity, acting on the aldehyde or oxo group of donors, NAD or NADP as acceptor. Bases 170 to 2938 code for a protein of 922 amino acids. The transcript is spliced from 23 exons. Gene Ontology annotation, cellular component: cytoplasm. Gene Ontology annotation, biological process: 10-formyltetrahydrofolate catabolic process; one-carbon metabolic process; biosynthetic process. NCBI's taxonomy places the organism in Eukaryota, Metazoa, Chordata, Actinopteri, Syngnathiformes, Syngnathidae.